AUGGACGAUAUAGUUCUCAGGCUAUCUGACCAUGUAUUAGAAAUAAUAUUUUCAUAUCUAGAUUUAAAUACCAUUAGAAAUUGUUUAUUAGUUUGUAAAGCGUGGUAUAGAUUUUUAAACGAUGAAAACAAUGAAAUUUGGCGGAUGCACUGCAUUAGAAAAUUGGCCCAAGAGGCACUUAGCUCUGAAUUAUUGUCAUCUGUACCUACUUACAAAGAUAAAUUACGAGCACUUUAUCAUGCCUGGAAUCCAAAUGACUGUUCGAGAAAUGUUUUUAUCAAACCCAGUGGAUUUACUUUACACAGGAACCCAGUGGCUCAGAGUACGGAUGGAUGUCGUGGAAAAAUCGGGUUCCGACAUGGACGUCAUGCUUGGGAAGUUAUUUGGGAAGGUCCACUUGGUACUGUCGCUGUAAUAGGCAUUGCUACUAAAGAAGCAUCGCUUAUUUGCCAUGGUUACGUAGCUUUAUUGGGCUCUGAUGAACAUUCUUGGGGGUGGAACCUCGUUGACAAUCACCUUUUACAUAAUGGUGAUGCGCAGGGAAAUUAUCCGUUGCUUAAUAAUGCUCCAAAAUAUCAGGUUGGCGAAAGAAUCCGGGUAAUACUUGAUUGUGACGACAAUACAUUGUCAUUUGAAAAAAACUAUGAGUUUCUCGGUGUCGCAUUCCGCGGAUUACCAGAUAAAAAACUAUUCCCAGCUGUUUCUGCGGUGUACGGUAAUACUGAAGUAUCAAUGGUGUACUUAGGUCCACCUCUCGAUGGCUAA
This is a messenger RNA of Cotesia congregata, 765 nucleotides long. NCBI's taxonomy places the organism in Eukaryota, Metazoa, Arthropoda, Insecta, Hymenoptera, Braconidae. The record is from the annotation of a GenBank genome assembly.